Helicoverpa zea (corn earworm) is the source of this 2295-nucleotide messenger RNA. RefSeq lists its product as uncharacterized. The record is from RefSeq and is a predicted model, not a curated record. The transcript is spliced from 2 exons. NCBI's taxonomy places the organism in Eukaryota, Metazoa, Arthropoda, Insecta, Lepidoptera, Noctuidae. Gene Ontology annotation, molecular function: DNA binding. Gene Ontology annotation, cellular component: nucleus. Bases 124 to 2091 code for a protein of 655 amino acids.
UCAGUGCGACAGAAACAGUGAGUGGGAGUGCACGCGUUUUUUGUUUACAAACGAAAAUCACGUUGAGUGUCUCGUCGAUCUAAUUUUACGCAGUUAAAAACGUCUUUACUGUAAGGUAAAACAAUGGUACGUUCAUACAAGAAAAAAACUAAAAGAGGAGAGUGGUCAACAAUUUCUAUGAAAACAGCUAUAGAUAAAGUAUUAAGUAAAGAAAUGGGCUACAGAAAAGCCGCUUCUGAAUACGGAGUGCCUCAGACUACUUUGGAGCGAUAUGUUAAGAAAAUGAAGGAAGAUGGUGAAGUUACAAUUGGUGUACCUUUGGGCCCUAAAAAACCUAUUUUUACAACAAAAGAAGAAGACGAGAUUGUGGCAUAUCUAAAACAUAUGGAAGAACGUCUUUUUGGGCUGACAACUCUCGAUCUGAGACGUCUAGCAUAUCAACUGGCUGUGAGAAAUGGUAAGGCGCACAAUUUUAAUACUGACAAGCAGAUGGCAGGGGUUGAUUGGCUCAAAGGUUUCUUAAGGCGUCAUCCAGAUUUAUCCAUUCGUAAGCCCGAAGCUACUUCAGCAGCUAGAGCAAUGGGGUUUAAUAAAGUGGCCGUUAGUAAAUUCUACCAGUUGCUCGGAGAGAUUUAUGACAAGCAUAAAUUAACUCCUGACAAAAUAUAUAAUUGUGACGAAACUGGUAUCUCCGUUGUAUCUAAAACCAAGAGCAAAAUAUUGGCCAUGAAAGGACGAAAACAAGUAGGCUCGUUAUCAUCUGCAGAUCGCGGCCAGACUAUUACAGUAGAAAUAUGUUUUAACGCUGCUGGAACCUACAUGCCUCCACUGAUGAUUUUUCCGAGACAACGAAUGAAACCAGAAUUGUUAGAUCACGCCCCACCAGGUACUGAAGGUGUUUGCAAUGCUCGAGGCUGGAUAACUACCGAAAUAUUUUUGACUUGGUUCAAAAAGUUUAUCAGAUUCUCCGGAGCUACUCCUACUAAUCAUGUGUUGCUGCUUCUAGAUGGGCAUGUAAGUCACACUCAAAAUUUGGAAGUAAUUGAUCUGGCACGUAAAAAUGGAGUUAUUAUACUUUGCUUUCCACCUCACUGCACACAUAAAAUGCAGCCAGCAGAUGUUGCAUUUAUGAGGCCACUCAGUACAUAUUAUGACCAUGCUGUUUCGGCCUGGUUGAGAUCACACCCAGGGCGUGUGGUAACUGUAUUUCAGAUAAGUGAAAUAUUUGGAAAUGCAUAUAUUCAGGCAGCUACAAUGUCGACAGCAAUCAACGCAUUCAGAAAGUGUGGCAUAUGGCCGUUUAAUGAAAAUAAUUUUACGGAUGCCGAUUUCAUAUCUGCUGCAACUACUGAUAUACAAAAUAUUGAAAACUCGUCGAGUGUAGAGCAACACAGAGUUACAGAAGCCGAAGGGCCUCAAUAUGAGGUAGUUCCAUCUGUGCCUUCAACCACAGUAGUCACGACUGUAUCUUCAACGACCACAACAUCCCAUCCUGGAGCAGUUACAACAAGACCUGAACUUACAACAGAAUCAUGCACUUCAGUUAGAAUAGAUUUUAUCACCGAAUGUACAGAGCAAGUCACACCUGAUGUGACUAAAAAAUCUGCUCCCGAACCUGAACCUGGAUGUUCUUUUGCUUCUAAAUCUCCCAUCCGUGCGGUAUGCCGCGAUCUUACAUCUAGCUUUGAAAAUGCAUCCCCUGGUGAUAUUUUGCCAAUCCCUUUGGUCCAACAAACUGAAAAGAGGAAGCAAUACCGGAGAGGAAAAACAGCUGUCAUUACUUCAACUCCUUAUAAAAAUGAGCUGGAGAAUUUGAAAAAACUGAGGAAAGUAUCCAAUCCUAAUGAUCCUCGGCUCAAAAAAAAUGCUAAGAAGAAACAAAAGACUACAGUUGCAGCCAAGACGAAAAAUGACGAUGAUGAAGAUACAAUUUGUCUCUAUUGUAAUGAUGAAAAUCAUAGUUUUCUGAAAUCAUCCGAAGGUUGGGUAGGCUGCCAGCUUUGUGGACGUUGGGCUCACAAUGGUUGUGCUGGUGUGGAUGAUGAAAACACCGAAGAAAUUCAUAUUUGUAUUUAUUGUGAUAAUAAUUAGCUAACCCCAUCUUGCCCCAUUUUCAUUACCCCAUCUUACCCCAUGGUAAGGGGCAAGAUGGGUUUUCGAAAGUUCCUAUUAAAUCAUUUAUUUAAAAAAAAUGUUAUAAGUUCAUCUCCCAAAGACUAUGCCAAAUUGUAGUUAGAUUAAUAAGGCAUUGUGCCAUAAAUAAAUAAGCAUAAUAAACGCAAUGAUUAUACUGUA